AUGCAUCCAGAUGCUGCCGUGACCUCGGAAGCACUGACAUUCAGCCAUGUGGCUGUGAAGUUCACUGGGGAAGAAUGGGAGCUUCUGGACUCUGGUCAGAAGGCCCUGUACCAGGAUGUGAUGUUGGAGAACUACAGAAACCUGGUGUCCGUUGUUAGUGAGUAUCAUCGCUCAACUCCUAACAGAUAA
Messenger RNA from Elephantulus edwardii (Cape elephant shrew), 189 nucleotides. RefSeq names its product zinc finger protein 534-like. Gene Ontology annotation, biological process: regulation of DNA-templated transcription. Bases 1 to 189 code for a protein of 62 amino acids. The transcript has 3 exons. Lineage: Eukaryota; Metazoa; Chordata; Mammalia; Macroscelidea; Macroscelididae. The record is from RefSeq and is a predicted model, not a curated record.